UCUAAGGUAAUACCCCAUACUCGCAAUCAAUGCUCUGAUUCGGUUCGUCAGUUCAUCGAUGCGACGACGGUUCGUUUGAAGUCGGUUUGUGGACGAACCAUCAAGAUAAAUAUCACGAAUACAAUGAACUAAUUUCCAAACGAACUAUAUAGAAUCGCAUGGACGAACCGCGUCGCAUCGAACUAUGCGUGCGUGGAUGAAUCAAAUCGACGCAUCAGCUCUUAUAAGAAAGAAUUCUCUAAGCUUUGAUAAACCGGAGAAGAAUAAAGCCAUAAAAUCCAAUCCAGUUGCAGAAGACAAUAAGCAAGAAUUAACUAAAACAAAAAAUGAAGAAACCAAAUUAAAAAAAGAAAACGAAGUGACUAGUGGAAUUCAAAAGGAACCAAAAUAUUUAUGCCCCUCAAAAAAAUCUCCUAAACCACUGUUUUCGCUUUCACUUCCCUGCAGUACUACAGAAAAUUGUGGAUUCUUAGGUCAUGACAUGCUAUGUUGUGAAAACAGAUGUGUAAAAGGAAUUAAACCGCCCAAAACUGAAAUAAAACACGAACCAUUACUAUUUGGUAUUAUUGAAAGAAAAUGUCCAAAAGAUCCCUUAGCAGAAUUAUCAGAUGUUCAUGAAUGUUUUUCUGAUGAGGAAUGUUCCCCUCGAAUAUGCUGUAGUGAAACACUAGAAAAUGGAGAGAAAGCAAGAUAUUGUCGCACUCCUAUACCCGUUUGGGAAUCUCUGCCAUUGCCAUCACCUGUCUUAGAACCCCUAAAGACAAUAACCGGUUAUAUGCAGUGUACACCUCCACCACCACCAUAUCUGGAUCUUCACCCUAAACCAUGCGAGAACCCUCUGGACUGUUUUCCUAACUUGUGUUGCCAGGAACAAGGCAAGAAGUAUUGUAGACCUCCAAGAAAGUCGCUUUUAGCAUUAGUUGCUGAUUUGGGACAGAAAAUAAUUCCAGAGGAAACAGCAAGAAAAUUCAUAGAAAGAAUAUCCUAAUAAUUAGGGUGGAGAUUUAAAAAAAAAUACAUAUAGAUUAAAUACCAUAAUGUGAUGCCAUUAUGUAAAUAAUAUUAUAUUUAUUUAAAAUA
This is a messenger RNA of Sitophilus oryzae (rice weevil), 1080 nucleotides long. RefSeq lists its product as uncharacterized. The transcript has 5 exons. The record is from RefSeq and is a predicted model, not a curated record. Bases 185 to 988 code for a protein of 267 amino acids. Lineage: Eukaryota; Metazoa; Arthropoda; Insecta; Coleoptera; Curculionidae.